Molecule: messenger RNA, 2314 nt
Organism: Porites evermanni
Lineage: Eukaryota; Metazoa; Cnidaria; Anthozoa; Scleractinia; Poritidae
Source: the annotation of a GenBank genome assembly
AUGUUAUUAGAAGUAGAGAAAUGUGGACUUUCUAACCUGCACAACUACUACGAGUGCAAACAGAAAAGCUGCAAAGAUUUCUCAGAAGAAGAGGAGGCCAGGCAGAAGAAGCUGAAGAAGAGACGAUUUCACCACAGCUGGGUCGAAGAAAGAGAACUAGCCUAUGAUAAGACCACAGGCAUCUGGUGGCUUCUGUUCUCGGAAAACCAAGGCAUGUUUUGUUUUCUUUGCUGUAAACAUAAAACUUUGAACACCCAGAACAAUGCUGCAGUAUUCAGCACUACACCCAGCAAAAGAUACAGGAAAGAGGCCAUCAGAGAACAUUCUUCAGCCAAAAUGCAUCAAGCUGCUGUGGAAGCUAAAAUGAAUCAAAGGGUGUCAAUGUUUCAUCAACAAUAUAGAGAAAAGGAAGCAGUUCGCAGCGAUGUAUUGUACAAUGCUUUUGCAGCCUUGUACUGGUUAGCAAGGGAGGCAGUUGCCAAUGUUAAGUUCUUUUCUUUGCUAAACCUGUUUCGUGCUGUUGGGCUAGACAAAAUGCAGCAUUUUAAUCACAAAUCUCCCGCUGCAGUGAGAAGAAAUGUUCCUGACAAGUGGAAAUGUGGUCAAGAACAUGAUUAUAAACGAAAUAAAGAAAGCAGGGUCUUAUGGCCUUCUAAUUGAUGAAGUAACAGACAUCUCUGUUACUGAGCAAUUAAUCACGUUCGUGCAGUUUUGGAACAGCACUUCUGGUGGCACAGAGAUUAAGUUUCUUAGUGCAAAUGAUCUCCUUGUUGAAUCUGAGUCUGCAAAUGCAGAAACCAUAACGAGGACUCUUGUAACAGAGUUAAACCAUUGUGACUUGUCAGUUGGAAAGCUCAAUGGCCUUUGCACGGAUGGAGCAUCCGUGAUGACUGGAAAAACCAGUGGGGUGGCCACCAGGCUGAAAGAGUUGAACAAACACCUCGUCAGCGUUCACUGCAUCCGCCAUAAACUGUCCCUUACUUGCUGUGACACUAAUGAGGAUAUCGCAUACAUGCAAGAAGUUGAGAGAUGGCUUUUUCAGAUCUAGAAAUUUUUUGAAAAUUCCCCAAAACGACUUACAGCAUAUCUGAAGACCCAACUUAACGUGAAAAAGCUGCAAGAGCCUUCAAAAGAGGCUAAAGAUAAGUGCGUCCGUAGACUUGCUAAGGCUACUCGCACGAGGUGGCUCUCUCUUGGCAAGGCUGUAGAGGGUGUACAUAAGGAUUACGUACCACUCAUGCUUACACUAAAGCAACUUGACCAGAAAGAUGCUCAGGCGUCAGGUCUUCUCGCAAAGAUGCACAAAGUGAAAUUCAUUGGGGUGGUAACAGUCAUGCAUCACGUUCUUCCUGUUCUCAACAGGCUCAGCUAUGCUUUCCAACAAGGAAAGGUUUCCUUCUCCCAUAUAAAGCCAGCAAUUCAGAAGUGCACCGAUGACCUUGACAAAAUUGCCCAGAUGAGAGUUCCAGUCACUGAGUUCCUUAGAGAUCUUUCACCUGGAGGCAGAUUGGAACAAGCUGAUCUUACUGCGUCUGAUAGAGAUAAGCUGUUUCUCACCAAUUUCCUGGUGAAAUAUGUCAAUUCACUGAAAGAAAGUUUAAGUAGCAGAUUUCCUGCCCUUCCCCUCCUGUCUGCUUUUAGUAUAUUUGACCCCGCACAAGUUCCAGAAAGGGGCCAGCCAGGAUUCAGGGAUUAUGGCAGUGCAGCGGUGAAACUUCUGGCUGAGCAGUUCUUUGAUGACGAAAGCCACAAAAACCAGUUGAUGGAUGAGUGGCAGGUAUUCAAGUACGACUUGGCAAAAUGGAAGAACGAAUUGCCUGAGGAAGUUAGAAAGCUCUCUGGUGGAAGCAAACCUACAGUCACUUCAACUGAUUGGUGCCUCCAGAAGCUAAUGUUCAUGAAGGACCUGGUCCCAUUUAAUCUUCCACUUAUUGCAAAGUUGGCAGAGGCAGUGAUCUCUCUUCCAGUCUCGAAUGCAUGGCCGGAAAGGGGUGCCAGUUCUUUAAAACUGAUGAAGACAAGGCUUCAAAGUAGAAUGAAGAAUGACAUGCUCAACGCUCUGCUACACAUUCUCAUCAAUGGUCCUAAAGUGGGAAGUAAGGAAUUUGAAGGAGUGAUUGAUGCUUCUGUUAGAGCUUGGUUAGCUGCCAAACCACGCCGAAAGUGUCCUCCAAAGUUUGUCAGCACACCACUGGUCGCCAAUUCAAGUGGUAUAAGUGAGAACGUUGUAACGGUAACCAUGCAGGAUGCUGGUGUGCAGACAAAUGAUGACAGCGUCAUUCAGCCAGUUCAACGUACAAUUGCAGAUGAGUAG